UAACAAUUGACGCGUGGAGUGAAACGUCAGUUUACGUCAGCCACGUACGAAUUCUGUCAUCGGUAAAUAGCCUUUCUCGAGCCGAUCGCGAAUUAAUUUUCUUAGGUACUUUUUAUUAAUACUCCGUAAUUUAGUAGACAGAAUGGCUGCUAAAUUAUUGUCGUUGGUGUUGAUCAUAGCGGCUGCUGUGACUGCUGAUGAUGAACCAACGAUUGCGAGGCUACUGGUGUCCAAACAAGUUCUGAACAAAUACUUAGUAGAAAACAUGGAUAUAUUAGUGAAAUAUACUCUGUACAAUGUUGGAACAGCUCCCGCGGUAGAUGUAAAGCUUGUGGACAAUGGUUUCCACCCUGAAGUGUUCACAAUAGUCGGUGGCCAGCUGUCAGCGCAUAUUGACAGGAUCCCUCCACAGACCAAUGUCUCCCAUGUGGUCACUGUUAGAUCAAACAGAUACGGUUACUUCAACUUCACGGCGGCUGAAGUCACAUACAAAUCCAGUGAAGAUGCAGAGGUGACAUACUCAAUCAGCAGUGCGCCGGGCGAGGGCGCUAUUGUCGCAUUCAAGGACUACGACCGCAAGUUCUCCUCUCACUUCCUCGACUGGGCCGCGUUUGCAGUCAUGACCCUCCCCUCUCUCGCCAUCCCCUUCUUCCUCUGGUACUCCUCGAAGAGCAAGUACGAAAAACUAUCUAAGCCUAAGAAAAACCAUUAGUUAGUCCAUAGUUAGUAGGUUAUUGCUAAUGUUGUACUGAUGAAUUGUUACUUGAAAUCUAUAGUUAAUUGAAAGUACAUGACAUGGAAAACAGAGUGAGCUAGGUAGAUACAAAAGUGAUAUCAGUGUAAUCUGAAAAAUAAUUAUUUUUUCUAUGAUUUCUUGUUUAAAAACGAAUUAUUAGUAAUAUAAUAAUAUAAAUGUAACAAUCACUGUGGUUCCAGCAUAGUAAUUAUUAUUUUGUCUCCAUAUAAGGUAGUAAGACUACUUUCAAAGGAAUACAGCAUUUUCUAUAAUUCUAUUAAAUUUUUUUAAUGUGUUUGCUGAUUAUUUCCUUUCAACGAAUCUGUAGGCUUUGGAAAAUAUUAAUAAUAAAAAAAUGUAUGUUGUUACUAUAACAUUAGCAGUGAUCAAACCUAUCUCAUAAGUUAUCUGUUCAUUUCAUUUUGUUGAUAGUAAUUUAUAUGAACAAUAAAAGUUUUUAAAGA
This is a messenger RNA of Plodia interpunctella (Indianmeal moth), 1200 nucleotides long. RefSeq names its product Signal sequence receptor beta (gene SsRbeta). The transcript has 3 exons. The coding region runs from base 143 to 712 and encodes 189 amino acids. Gene Ontology annotation, cellular component: endoplasmic reticulum; membrane. Lineage: Eukaryota; Metazoa; Arthropoda; Insecta; Lepidoptera; Pyralidae. The record is from RefSeq and is a predicted model, not a curated record.